Molecule: messenger RNA, 2249 nt
Organism: Penicillium brasilianum
Lineage: Eukaryota; Fungi; Ascomycota; Eurotiomycetes; Eurotiales; Aspergillaceae
Source: the annotation of a GenBank genome assembly
UGUGUCACGUGACUAGCGCGAUCCGCGGAGCAAAACCUCGAGACACGCCAGAAGCUCCCUUUACACCCACUCGCCCGGCAUCUCCCUCACCAACCCCGCUGUCCGUUUCGUCUCGUGUAUCGCGCCCAUCCGUCAGUCGUGUCGAUUUCAUGCUUUACCUGGUGCUGUGAGAUGGUCAGAGCUGGUGGCGUCUGGUGGUGCGAGCAACUCGCUCACUUCAACCAACCUCGCGUGGACUAGCUGUCCAGCCGCUUUGGGUUGCGCAAAUAGCGACCUUUUAUCAUCUCGACUCUGAACCCGCGCCGAAUACUAUUUUUUCAUCAUGGCGCAAACACGCCUUCCACAACAGCAGGGGCAGCAACAACAGCAGCCUCCGCCUCAGUUCGCUGCCCAUCCCUUCUCUCCUCCAGUCUCCUCGCCCUCACCUCAUUCUGUAACCUCCCCCGUCAACGGAGCCGUCGCGCCGCCUCCUCAAAAGAAGCCACGGUUAUCGCCACUUCCUCCUUCACAAACACAGUCGCCAUACGCCUCUCCCAGCUUCGGCGCGAUGCAACUUCCUCCAUCACAGCCACCGAUGAACGGUGUGAGCGCGAACUUUACACCGUCUACACCUACCAGUGCAGCGCCCGCCCCCGGAACCAUGGGUCCUCCUUCUCGUCCUGUUGACAAAACAACAGAUGCCGCCGAGUUGACUGAUGUAUUGGCAUCAUCGGGUAUUGAUGUUCGGGAGGAAGAGGCCUUCCUUACGCGCAGCUUCUCUGGGCCCAAUGCGCAGGCGCAGCAGCCCAAUAGAGCUCAGCUGCCACAACAACAAGCCCCAAUAAACACCUCGUUUGUCUCGCAGGCGUCUACGCAAGGAACAUUAUCUGCCUCGAGCAGUUUCGGUGACUUGCCCCACACCAAGCCGACCAUUCCGCAAACUUCAUUUUCCACCGAUCCAACCUCACAAGCGACCUCCAUCAGCAAUCCACCGAGUCGUGCCGAUACGGAGGCAGCACGAAGGGCACAGUACCACCUUCAGGAGCCGUUCCUUUUCGCUAAGCUUGUAGAGCAGAAGAUCCAGAAGCGUGGUUUUGAACUUGGAGUACGCAUUCCCUCGGAAGGUCUAUUCCAUCCCGUGCCCGGUCGACAGGCACCAAUCGAAGUCACGGGUCCCGAUGGAUCAUCGAUUGUGCGAACGGGUCAGACCAUCCUCAACCAAGAGGGUGCACCCUUGGUGGAUAUCCUAAACCUCAUCUCUCUCUCGUGUGAGGAACGUCUGAGAGGAGUGGUUGACUAUUCUUCUACACUGGCACGUAGCCGGAGAGCCCACUCACAUGGUGUGGUCCCUGAUGCAUGGGUGGACAUUGCGCAGCCUUUGGGUCCAAUCGCGGGGAAUACCGUCACUCCGUCAAAACGGCCCAAUCCAGAUGCCGAGGGUGCAGCCAAGAAACCCGCAGCAGAAAAAUACCGGGGUCUCGUUACGAGAGAAAAUAGCCUGGAAAGCAAGCGUGCAGCGAAACGCACCAAGAGAAGUGCUAGUGCCAUUGUGGGUGAAACCACGGGCAAUCGGUCCGAUUCUGCGGACUUCAUGGGUUCGGCCCCGUCUACCCCAUUAGGAGAAAGGGCGCCCAGUUUCGACAGCAAAAAGUCAAUGACAAAGAAGGAGCAGAAGAAAUUGAUGGAUAGCAAGGCCAACGAGGCGCAGCAACAUCAACAGUCUGUAGAGACUGCACGUCUUGCCACGAAUUCGAUGCUUUCCGGCCGGAUGUUUGGAUCUAAGAAGUCCUAUUCAUGGCUGAAGCCUGGAGGCUCCUCCAGUGGAUUCUCAACGCCAACCCGUGCUGCUCCUUCGACUCCGACCACCGGGCCAGAGAAGCCCAGUCGCGCGGGCGAGACACCAGCUGGUCAGCCAAAGCGACGACUUGGAACGUGGCGAGAGGAUCAGGAGAAGGGGCGAGGCAUUCAGGUUCGGGAUAUCUUGUUUGCUGUCGAGGCCGAUGGUCGAGCUAGCAAACACGUUCAAAAGGGGUAUUCGAGAGACCCCAAGGAGGAUCGUGCGGUUUGACCUGGCCCAGGCACUUGUAAUCUUAAUUUAUACAGCGUACUGCUCAAUGACACAAUUAUGGCAUGCUAAGUAUUGUUUCUGCAUUUUUGUAUUAAGAAAACGAAGGAACUUUAUUCUAUACGAUACAAAUCAAAAGGGGUAUACACUCCACUCGAUGUCCUCUUACUCGUAUCAUCUUCAUGCUGUGUGUCCCAAGGCCUCG